Molecule: messenger RNA, 6802 nt
Organism: Austrofundulus limnaeus
Lineage: Eukaryota; Metazoa; Chordata; Actinopteri; Cyprinodontiformes; Rivulidae
Product: stereocilin
Exons: 29
Coding region: 918-6719 (1933 amino acids)
Biological process (GO): cell-matrix adhesion
Cellular component (GO): stereocilium tip; kinocilium; cell surface
Source: RefSeq, a predicted model, not a curated record
GUCUGACUCCGGGGAGCUCGCUCCUCUGCCCCUGCACAAGGCUURAUUGUAUAACUGCCCGACUCAAGGAUAAAAGUGUCCAAGCAGCGACAGACCACACAGUCCGCCUGACCUGGCCCCUCUGGUAAGACUACACCCCCACGACAAACCCAGUGUGACAAGAUGAGUGAAGAAUUAGUCAACGGGACAAACUGGACAGUUGGAGAGCAGCAGAGAUAUCCUGGGUGUGAUGAAUAUGAUCCAGAUUUUCACCUUGUGUUAAACAGAGCUGGUGACCUUCCUGUGACGUCUCCAUGCGCCAGAACACAUCACCAAAAACAGCUAAAAGAAAAAAAUAUCAAAUUUUUAUCCAAAAGAAGCAAUAAUUUGAGCUCAGAGACACUCAUACUGCCAUAAUAUAACACAGUGAAAGGAUUUUAGAAAAUUCAGGCCACAGUGACAAAAACAAAAGGUCUCAAACCAUUUAAAAAAACGUCAGUGGUGGGAGGGGUGCAAGAAGAGAGCAAAAGGUAGAGAAAGUCCGAGCCGUAGUGAAAUCGAGACCAACUCAGGAGGAGGUCAGCGCCUAGUGUGAUGGCAGCAACAUGUUUAAGAAGAAACCUGCAGACACUUGAAGACAAAAAUGGAUCAUAACUGCUGGUGAGUUCAGGAUGUUUUAUUCUGCUGUUAGCUAUUUAAAAUACAAGGUAUUACUUUUUUUUAAAGCAUAUUAUUAAAAGUUGCAGUUUGCAAACCUAAUUGUGAACACUGCUGGUGUAAAAGUGGUAAGAUGAUGUGUAAGCUGGUGUUUCUGCAGUAAUAUUUUCUGAGUUAAAAYAAGUGAAACAGCAGCRUGCGUGCUUUUUACUGUUUGCAUGUUCGACAGGUUUAAAAGCCUGAAGGUGAAGAUGUGACGGCUGUUUGCACGCUGGCAUGAGAUGACCAUGCUGAAGAAAGGGUCAGGAAUGGCCUCUCUUAACCUGACAGGCGUCAUCAUUUGUUUGGUUUUACUCAGACAAGGAGCAUCUGAGAGGACAGGAAGUGAUAAAGUGGACCAGAGAGAUGCUACCUUAAAAGAGAUCCUUUCAAGAUGGAGUAAAGAUGCCGGUUUGAGUUCUCACCAACCCCCACCGGGAACAAAGAAGGACCAGUCGACCACUUCUUGGAUGAGGAAUAUCAUUGGGAGCCUAAAAACCCUUUUCCCCAACAAGAACUUGCCUUCGUUAAACAAGCAGAUAAACAGACAUCGUCUCUCUGGGUUCCUCUACAACAUCUCUCUGUACCUCCAGGAGAUGGGGGCUGAGCUGGAGGAGGUGCCCCCGGAGCCGGACGAGGAGCAGCUGUGGGAAAAGGUGCUGCAUUUUUUUCUGCAGUCUGAGGGGAACGCUGCGCUGAACCAGUGGAACGGCCGCGUCCCGCCCCGACCCAGUGUCAAAGUGCAGGACUGGUUUUUGUCCCUGAGGGGCAGCCCACACUGGGACUGGUUUCUGGGCCUCCUGCAGACUCUCCUCACUCUGUCAGAGCGCCAGCCCCACAAACCCYUCCUGACUUUCUUAUCUCAGAACUGGAGGACYGUGAGCGCCGUGCUGGAAGCUACACUUCAGGCUGUAAUCAGUGGGACAUACGGUCAGGCCAGUGCAGGCCUGCAGGGCUUCAUCUGCGCUCUGAAGGGCCGUAAUGAUUGCGCCUUCAGUGUCAGCUGGCUCCAGCAGCUGCURCAGUUUCUGGAAACGCGUAACUGGAAGCCAGUGGUCAGUUUACACCCAGCAAGCGAAGCUGCUGGACACACUAAAGGCUCGUUUGGACGUUUCAGGCCUUUCAGCAUGCCUCCUGAAGCCAUGAGACAGGAAGUGUCGCCUGCCAACGCAUCUGCAGAAGACAUGACGGCCUCGGAGGACGAGCCAGGCUUCAUGCAAACCUUCCUGCUGCAGGCUUUGUCCCGCUCAGGUGGGGGAGAGCGUGAGGCCAGUUUGCCUCAGAGGAACUUAGCUCUUGUUCAGAGUUUGGACGGGCUGAGGCGCGGCGUUCUGCACAGGGUGGGCAGCUCCGUCUACGGCAGCCUGAGGGACAAAGUGUCCCAAGUCACAGUGGCUCUGCUCGAUGACGUCAGCAACCUGGUGGACGGGCCGCUGCCCAACACUCGAGGUCGCUGCUCAGUCGGUGACUUGAGACAUUUGAUCUUAUGGGGGAUAAGACAUAAUGUGAUGUGGAACGCUCAGGCUUUGGGCUCUAAGGGUCUCCCAGGUUCACUCCCAUUUCUGUCCUGCCCCUCCAAACAAGGACCACCAGCUCAGCCGUCCUCAAAAAACCUUCAGGACACCAAAGGCUUCAAACCAAAGCGAAUCUUCGACGACUCGGCCGCACCUCACGGCCAGGACAGCAGGCAGAGAGAGCUGGAGUUCUCCACCUCUGCAGAAAUCCUGGAGGCGGCGUGUAACGAGUCCAUCCCAGGUUUGACCGGCGUUUCUAACUUCACCGUGUUCCUCUACUGUAAACUGUUUGAAGGCGAAAACGGGUCAGUUGAUCCCGCUGUGACUCAUCUGGGGCUGGACCUGCAUGCUACGUGCUCUGAUGCAGAAUGGUACCUGUCCGCUGCCGAGGAGGACUUCUUCUGGGUCCAUGUCUGCAGCGAGUACUUCGCCCACGAGUUCAACAACACCGUGUGUGCCAAYUCGUCCUUCUGGCUGCAGAGAGUGCAGCAGGCUGCGGCGCUGAAGGAUUAUCACUUUUUUAACCAGACAAGCCUUGACAGUCUGUGUGUGCAGCUUUCAGAUGAAGUGUCAGCGAGUCCAGGACUCAGUGAGAUCUGUGUGUCCCAGCUGGGCAGCAGGUCCCUCAGUGCUGAAACCUUCAGAGACUGCUUCCUGCCCAACCACUCAGUCCUGGUCUCAGGUCUGUGUGACMCACAGCAGUCCCUAUCAGAGGGAAGCUGGGCAGCAGCCUACUGCUCUAAGAUGCACAACGUCACCUCUGAGGACUCCUUCAGGGAGACUUGUGAGUACAGGGAGUGGACUGUGCAGCAUUUCACCAACUCCACCCUCCUGCGGCUGUGCAUACAGACGCAGGGACUGAGGGAGUACAUCUGUCUGAACGCUACUCUCUACCACCAGCUGGUGAGGUCAAAGCCUCAGCUGGAAGACGUCUGCGCAGACCUCCAAGCAGAGCAGGAAAGCAGAAAGUGCUUCCUGCAGCGGUUCUUCGACAUGCUCCCAGCGCGGUACGAGUUUGACACGUCUCAGCUGUGCGUGGAGCCGGCCCCGCUGCUGGCGGACCUCCUGCACAAGCUGAGCGUGUGCGAGAUGGAAGGAGGGGAGCAAGAGGGGUUUGUAGCGGCGCUGGGGUACCUGCUGCGUGUGCUGGACGUGGUGGUGGGGCUCUCCUCCGGGCUGGAUGAAGGGGAACGAGAGGCGAGGCAGGGUCUGGGUCAGGCCAUCCUGCUCUCCAGUCUGCUCGACAACACAUCCUGGACCGCUCUGCGGCCCGAGGCCUCGACGAGCGUCCUGCACACUGUGGGGGUCUUCCUGCGCAGGGAGCAGAACGCCACUCUGAAAGAGGACCUGCUGAGCUGCUUCAGCCCCAUCCUGUGGGACCUCAUUCAGCAGAACGAUAACUCAUCCACUCUCAGGGUUCUGCUGCAGGAGUACUUCCAGAUGCCCAGAGACAGCAUUCGCUCUCUGGUGAUGUCUGCUGAAAAAGAUGCUGUGAAGAGAUUCAUCUCCCACAUGCACCAAAGCUGGGACCAGCUUCAAGUUGAAACCAGCCAGGCUUCUCAACAAGAGCUACAGGCCAUGGAGACCAUGACGGCUGCUUUCAUCCAUAAGUUCCCCCGAGUGACCCCGGAGCUCUUUGUUGACCUCUCUCAGUUCAUCCCUUUCAUGUCUGUUUCUGACAUCAUGAGCUUCCCGGCCUCCUUGAUCGUCAACGACAGCGUGCUGACGGCCAUUCGUGACCACAGCUCAGAGAUGAAGCAGCUGCAGAAAAAGGCUUUUGUGAAGCGGCUGCUGCAGUCCAGCGCGGUGGGAGAUGUCCCCACGUGGCCACCGUACUUCCUCAGUUCUGUCCUCCCGCUCCUGCCGUACCUGCCUGUCAGUCACUUCCGUCAGCUGACGUCACAACAGCUUGCUCCUCUGGUGGAGUUGCUAGGCAACAGCAGCCUGGAUGGUGUGAGGGGGCGCCAUGUGCUUCGGACGCUUUUCAGCAAGAGAAAGAAUCUGACGGCUGAYGACCUGCUGAGAUUAGGAGUUCUUGCGUGCUACAUGGAUCCAGCAGACUUGGGUUUAUAUCUCCAGGACUCAGCUGUGUCCUCUGCUCUGUGGCAGCAGCUGUCUCGGUGUAUGUCCAAGGGCCUCAUCGAUGCUAAUGGCAGGCUGUCGUCCUGGCUGAUCCCAGCAGCGUCAGCCGAGCUGAACCUCAGCAGCACGACGUCUUCAGACCUGUCUGAUCUCACCGGUCUGCUGCCUCAGUUAGGAGCCUCCUUCCUGCUGCCUCUACCUUCACAAGAGCUGCAGGAAGUCCUGUCUCUGCCAGGACUUCACACAUAUUCACCAGCUCAGGCGUUUCAGAUUUUAUCCAGGCUCACAAAGGACGCCAACCUCUCCGUGGAAAGCCUGUGCCGCCUGAAGCCCCUACACUCCGCUCUGUUUCCUGCUCUGCUCACAGACCUCCGCUGGUCUGACAUCAGUGAUGAAGCCCGCUGUCCCUGCUGGAGAGAGAUGCUAACCGAGCUGAAGCCCAGCCACAGAGCCAUGCUGUACRGUGCAAUGCAGGAGGCUCUGCAUAGAGACUCAAAGAACAUCACUCAACAGGCAAACUGUCUGUUUCCUUUUGUUCCCCUGAGAAAGCUGAUACCGUACCUGAGUGGUGAAACCGUUUGGAGAGGCAUCAGCUCAUACAGAGACGUGCUCUGGUCGCCUCAGCAGGCUCAGUUUUUGUUCAGGAAGAUCCUUGAGUUUAAAAACAUUACCGUGAAGAACCUGAGAGAUCUGGGCAACAUUGCCGGUGGGAUGAGUUGUGAUUUUUUCAGGUUUUGGAUCAAUGACACAGAUUCGACAGGUUUGCUUCAGUUUGUCAGUGAACUUGCUGCCAGCUCCAGACCUGCUCUGAGAAAAUGCAUCAUGGAGGAACUGAGGAAUCGACCUGAACUCGACCUCAGCCUUUUAAAUUCUGGGUUUGCUGCAACUUUACCAGUGACGAUGAUAGAGAGCCUCUCCAACACGUCUGUCGGAGCCAUUCUGAGCCACAUUCAGUCACACUUUGUCGAUUUCCUGCAGCUGCCUCAUUAUAAACAGACAAAUUUAGCUGAGAAGGCCAUGGCCCGACUGGGCUCUUCUCUGUCUGAGGGGACGAUUGACGGCACUCUCCUGGAUGUCCUUGGAGCUCUGUUGCCUUUUUUGGACAGAGACAGCCUGGCUCUCGUGGAUAGAGGAGCUCUGGCUCUGCGGCUCGAGGACAUGAGGGGUUUCUGCCUUCCGAAAGAGGCUCUCAAAGAUAUUAGUGCCGUUCUGACUCAGAAAGACCUGUUUGGAGACCCGUCCAAAUGGCAGGUUGGGGACGUGGAACAUUUGGGCAGGCUUGUGUUUGCCCUCUCCACAAAGCAGAUUAACUCCAUUCCUCUGACGGUGCUGAACAGGGACGUGGUGGAGCAGGUCCUGGCGGGUCAGAGGCGCUGGCGGGACAGUGUGGUCGGUGAGGUCUGUAGCAGCCGGUGCGUGGACCAGGAUUACCACAGACAGCAGACUCAGAGUCUCCUUCGAGGGAUUGUCAAAGCACGGAACAGGAGGGCGAAACUGCCGAUUCCAAGCUGCACAGACAUCAGGGGGACGUUUCCUUCUGCCUGGACGUCCACCCAGCUCCGUCGGAUGUCUGCAGAGGAGCUGARAGUGUGCGUGGAGGUUCUGGGUCAGGAUUUGUCUCUGAGCUCCGAGCAGCGACGGGCGCUGUGGGUGAAACUCAGGCAGUUCUUCAGUCCCGUGAAGGAGCUGAGAGCAGACCAGGUUCUGAGUCUGGGAUCGGUGCUGACAGAGAUGGGUGACAGAGAGCUGCAGGACACCAACCUCACCCAUCCAGGCGUGUUGGCACAUCUGGGCACGCUGACGGGCUGGACUCCUCAAAAGAUGCGAGCGGUGACUCUAGGUGUGAUGCGGAGACGCAGACAGAAGGUGGAGCAGUUAACAUUUGUCGAUCUGGCAACGUUCGGUCAUCUGAUCUGUGGUCUGAACCCCUCAGAGAUCAAACGACUGAGCCCAUACGACCUCAGUGUGGCCGUCCUGUUCCUGCGGGACAUGUCCUUGCCCUGUUCGGAGCAGCAGAUGGAGGCUCUGACAACCCGUUUGUCCAGACCCGAGGCCUUUGGUCCGGUCAGCGCCUGGGGGCCGGAGAUCUUCUCUGAAAUUGGGACUCUGGCAGCGGGCCUGCCUGACUUGGUGCUGUCAGCUCUGCUGCGAGAACAGAUGGAGGGAAUCGCCCCUGAAGCUGUCGCCCUGAUGCCACCUGGAAAGAUGGCCGUGGUGUUCAGUGCGGUCCAGUUGUCGUGGCUGAGCACGGAKCAGGCGUGGGCGGUCACAGAGGCGCAGUGGGCCGAGCUGGGCCCGGAACAGAGGCACGCUGUCGGGCUUGCUCGCUACGAGGGCGACGUCCUGCUGGAGCUCAGAGGAAGAAACUCAUCUCCAUCAGUUCUGAAGGCAGGCGGCGUCACGUUCUGCUCCCUGAUUCUGUGCCUUUUGUUUCAGCAGCUCAUUUAAAAUGAUGAAACCCAAUUUAAUUUUCCUUUUCACUUCCCUUGGUAUUACAUUUGUACUUCAAAUAAAUAAUCAGAGCUGCCCCA